AUGGCGCUGCCUCUUCCAGACAAAUAUCGGUCGCCACCGAUCCCACCAUAUGAUGGCAUAGGGGAUCCAGACGAUCACCUGAAAAUGUAUACAGGGCAUAUGCUUCUACAUGGGUAUGCAGAAGAAAUCAUGUGCCGGGCCUUCCGUAACCAUCUGACAGAUUCUGCCCGAAGAUGGUUCAGAACGCUUAAACCAAGCUCCAUUUCUAGCUGGAAUGAACUGAAAGAAGCUUUCUCCCUCCAGUUUAUCAGAGUGAAGAAGUAUGUCCCUCCAAAGCAUAACUUAACGACGAUUUACCAAAAACCAAACGAGUCAUUAAAAGAAUGGCUUGUAAGGUACGGAGAAGCUGUCGCUACCACAACAGAUAUGACUAACCGGGAGGCCCUGACGGGGGUGAUGUCCAGCAUGAAGAAAAUCACUCCCUUCAAAAGGGACCUAAACCGGAAGCCACCGUCGACUUACAAAGAAUUCCUAGCACGGGCGCAAGGAUACAUCAACGCCGAGGAAGCUGACGUGAGCAACCUUGAACACAGGUCCAACAAAAAUAAAGGAACUGAGCAAGAGUCGACUGCAGGAAAGCAAGACGGUAAAAAGCGACGAGGCAACGGAGACAAGCAACCUGCCUCAACAUCGAACCCUCUAGAUGCCAAGAAGCCAAGGCAAGAUGAAAGCCGUAAGCCUCGACCUUUCCAGAGGUAUGACUCUUACCAUGAACUUACUAUAGGGAUCGAAGAGGUGUUCAACCAAGUCGGACGAGGGAAUCUAUUACGCCGACCCGAACCUAUGAGGUCGGACCCAAGCCGAAGGAAUCAGAACAAAUAUUGCAGGUUCCACGGCGACGUCGGCUAUAACACCAACGACUACGCCGACCUUAAGGAUGAAAUAGAGCGGGUGAUCCGCGAAGGAAGGCUGCAGAAGUUUAAGGCAGAGCGGAGGCUAAGGAAUGACAACCAUGGCGGCCAGAAUGACGAUCGACGCUAA
Messenger RNA from Morus notabilis, 981 nucleotides. RefSeq lists its product as uncharacterized. Lineage: Eukaryota; Viridiplantae; Streptophyta; Magnoliopsida; Rosales; Moraceae. The record is from RefSeq and is a predicted model, not a curated record. The coding region runs from base 1 to 981 and encodes 326 amino acids. The transcript has a single exon.